This is a messenger RNA of Oldenlandia corymbosa var. corymbosa, 666 nucleotides long. NCBI's taxonomy places the organism in Eukaryota, Viridiplantae, Streptophyta, Magnoliopsida, Gentianales, Rubiaceae. The record is from the annotation of a GenBank genome assembly.
AUGGCGGUAAUUGGUGGUUGUCGGGAAUACACCGGAGCUCCUUAUCUUUCUGUUAUUUUGGCUUUAAAACAUAAAAACCCUGAUGGCCAGAAAUUGUUAGCAUCAACAUUGACCCCGCAGCCACAGUCGAUGACUUAUGCUCCAUAUGAAGAUGAUGUGCACAUGUCAUUUGGAAGUAUGCUGUUACAUGGUCUUACAAUGAGUGAGGGCAAUGGUGAUCUCGAGACUCGCUGUAGAGCAGCGAGCGUUAUUUCUCAUGUCCAGAAGGAUAAUUUACAAUGUAAAGAAAAGGUUUUGCGAAUUGAACUCGAAGCUCCGAUACCAACUUUAGGAGGUAAGCCUUUAAUGCACCGCAUGAUGAAGUACCUGGCUCUUUCCUCUUCUAUGAAAAGUAAUGAUGGAAAAUCAAGCGCAUCUCGGAACACAUAUGUUGAACCAGUUAUCUUGAAACUACUAAUUGUCUGGCUCUCUGGUUGUCCAAGUUUAGUACAGUGCUUCCUUGAUUCACGCCCUCACCUAACUUAUUUGCUCGAGUUGGUUUCUAAUCCAGUUCGACUAUCUGUACAAAGGGGAUUAGAUGUUGUGCUUUUGGGCGAGUGUAUUAUAUAUAAUACAUCUAUUGAUAGUGGAAAGGAUGCAUUUAGCAUAGCUGAUGUCAUAAGCUAG